AUGGCCACCGGCCUCGUCACUGCGAAGCCAAGCAGAGCCUCUUCCAUCCACGACCUCCCCAUCGAGACGCGACACUACUGGAUGAGAAGGGCCAAUGCUGCGCUCUUCGAGGUCACGGGAAAUCCAUGUCCUACAGAGGCCUUCGGAACCGUCAUUGUGAACCACACAGCAGGCGGGUUGGGGGAGCUCGUCUGCAUCGGAGCCAACGACAUCGAGUCCGGCAACCCAACCCUUCACGGUAAUAACCCCCUCCCCAUGAAGAACAAGAAUGCAGCUCACCACCGAGAGCCAGGAGAAACGGCCGCAAUCAAAAACUGCACCGCCAUCCUCACAGAUCCCCGCGGCGCGUACAAGCUGUCCGGCCACGAGGCCCUCAACGCCUGGGCCGACCUCACCUUGUACACCAACGCGGAGCCAUGCCCCAUGUGCGCGGCGGCAAUUCGCUGGUCCGGCUUCAAAGAGCUCGUCUUCGGCACGACAAUCCGGUCGCUCAGAGCCUACAACUGGGAAAUCAUGACCCUGCCCGCCCGCGACUUGUUCAAGUACACGACCGAGCUGCCGGCGGGGACGACAGCCAUCGCCGGGGGCGUCUUGGCCAACGAGACGGAUCCGUACUUCAAGUGGCAAUACACCAGAGGCACCGGCUGCCCCCCUGGGUGCAAGAGGACGGGCUCCAAGUGUGCGUCGGAGCUUGGUGGCACAGCGAAGCCCGAGCAGCGACAGGCCGCCGGGGUGCAUUGGGCCUGGUUGAGACGAGGCGCAUAG
Molecule: messenger RNA, 765 nt
Organism: Metarhizium brunneum ARSEF 3297
Lineage: Eukaryota; Fungi; Ascomycota; Sordariomycetes; Hypocreales; Clavicipitaceae
Biological process (GO): tRNA wobble adenosine to inosine editing
Cellular component (GO): nucleus; cytoplasm
Molecular function (GO): tRNA-specific adenosine-34 deaminase activity
Source: RefSeq, a predicted model, not a curated record